This is a messenger RNA of Trichobilharzia szidati, 926 nucleotides long. NCBI's taxonomy places the organism in Eukaryota, Metazoa, Platyhelminthes, Trematoda, Strigeidida, Schistosomatidae. The record is from the annotation of a GenBank genome assembly.
GUGACCUUGAGCGCGCAUAAUAUUUUCAAUCCUUUGAUACUAAUAGUUGGUACAAGGGCAUUCGGCCGUGGUAACUAUUCUUAAAUAUAGCCGGAUAGGAAAACACAAACCCUUACAAAAUACUUUCAUAGUGUGUAGGCAUUCAAUUCCAGAAUCUGCAUGUAUAGCGGCAAUUUUGUAUAUUUUGGAACCUCAAGGUCUUCCUUUGGCCGAUGGCUUUAAAACCUUAUUUAAAUGCUGUUAGGCAUACUCUGAAUGCAGCCUUAUGUGUUCAAAAUUUCUCAUCACAAGUUGUUGAACGUCAUAAUAAACCUGAAGUAGAAGUUAAAACAUCUAAAGAACUCUUACUGAAUCCUGUUGUUAUUAGUCGAAAUGAAAAAGAGCGUGUAUUGAUUGAAGGAUCAAUUAAUUCUGUACGCGUCAGUAUUUCUAUUAAACAAUCUGAUGAAAUUGAAAAGUUACUUUGCCGAAAAUUUACUCGUUUUCUGAUGACUCGUGCAGAAGAUUUCGUCAUACUUAGACGUAAACCUGUUCCUGGUUAUGAUAUCAGCUUCCUGAUUACAAAUUUUCACACGGAACAAAUGUCAAAAACGAAAUUAGUGGAUUUUAUAAUCACCUUUAUGGAUGAAAUUGAUAAGGAAAUUUCUGAAAUGCGUUUAGCAGUCAAUUCACGUGCUCGUCAGUGUGCUGAGGAAUUUUUGAAGGCGUUUGAUUAAUGCAUGCCUUUUUUAGGAUUAAUAUUUUCCUUCAGUGAUAUUUGUUAAUUAUUUUUUUUGCUAAAGUCACUUAUACGACACAUCUUUUCUAACCUAAUCUUUUAAUCGACAAUGACUUGUUAUUAAUAAUAAAGUAUAUUUUUUGCUUAUGUCUCGUUUUUCUACAUAUCCUAUAUCCUAAGGUAAGAUUUUGGUUUCUUUGUUAUUUUG